This is a messenger RNA of Helianthus annuus (common sunflower), 3088 nucleotides long. RefSeq names its product formin-like protein 6. NCBI's taxonomy places the organism in Eukaryota, Viridiplantae, Streptophyta, Magnoliopsida, Asterales, Asteraceae. The transcript has 4 exons. Bases 370 to 2847 code for a protein of 825 amino acids. Gene Ontology annotation, biological process: actin nucleation; actin cytoskeleton organization. The record is from RefSeq and is a predicted model, not a curated record. Gene Ontology annotation, molecular function: actin filament binding.
GAUUGAAGAAUAUAAGAAAAAAGCCCAAAACUGUGGUCCUUCUGGUAACAUGUUAAUACAUGGUGGUCAUCAUUCUCCAUUUUCAUUCUGCCCAACCUUUAUAAAAGAAUGAAAGAUUCGUAACUCACUCUUUCUUCAGGCUAUCAUCUCUUUUAUAAAUAUUUCUUUUCUUUUCUUUUUUUUUUUUUUUUUUACAAAUAUUCAUUCCACAAAAUACCAAACCAAAAAACAAACAUCCAGAUCUUGCAACCCACUCAGAACCUUCGUCUCUAAAACCCACACAAACUUGCAGGUUUUUUACUCACCAAACAUGCAUUGGAACAACAACAACAAGAAAGAAGACAAAACAGAAGAUCUUAUGCAAACACCAUGAAUAAUAAUAAUAAUAUUAUUUCUAUAAUCAAAAUCUUACUCACCCUUUCAUUACUUUCAUUAGCUACAUCCAGCACCAUCACCAGAAGAAUCCUCCACCAGCCAUUAUAUCCUGCCACGUCAUCACCGCCGCCACCACCGCCGUCACCGCCACCAUCACCUACCAAUUCCGACGAUCCCUUUUUCCGCGAAAACACACCUCCGCCGCCGCCACCACCACCGGCGGCGGCGGCCGGAGUUGCCGGAAACACCACCGCCACCCACCCUAUCGCCCCACAGCCGGCGACCAAACCAGCUAAAAAAAUCGCCGUAGUAAUAUCCGUCGGAAUUGUCACUCUCGGAAUGCUAACGGCGUUAGCUUUUUUUAUAUACAAACACAAAACAAAACAACAAACGGAAUCCAGAAAACUUGUCAACAACACUUUAGCAACGGAAUUAGCAACGGAGUCACCGAGAAACUUAACGCCGUCAACUUUUCUUUACAUCGGAACAGUUGAGCCGUCAAGAGCAGUAACGGAGUCAACUAACGGAAAUUCAACUGACUCACCGUAUAAUAAAUUGAACUCUAUUAAAAGAUCUGAUCGGUACCGGCCCAGCCCGGAGCUGCAACCUCUUCCGCCGCUGCGUAAACCUCCGCUGCCGCCGUCUGCGGCGCCGCCUCCGGCGAUGUCGAGCUCCGACGACGAAGAUGAAAUUCAGGAUUUCUACACUCCUAACGGAUCGAUUGCGAGCACUGAUGACGGUUAUUCUGUACGGAGUUUUAAUAAACGGAUUAACCGCUGGAACUCGAGCCCUAACCCUAACUCGAAACGAACGUCGCCGAGAUCACGGCUGUCGGUUUCUUCUUCGCCGGAUGUUUUUUCAGAAAAUUCUCCGGCGAAACCACAGAAGCCGAAGUUCGCCGGACCGCCGCCGGGACCAGAUAUGACGCGGUUGCAUUCGUAUCAGAAGCCGAAGAUUCCGGUGCCGCCAGUACCGCCACCGCCGCCACUGACAGUGCCGUUGAAGGCGGCGGAGAAGGCGGGAGGUUUUCCGAUCAUGUCUUCUUCGAAACAGAAGAUGAGUCCUGGUGCUAAAGUGAUACCGAAAAUUGUGAAAACGACCUCGUUUCGGGAGGAUGUUGGAUCGGAUCAGGUGGAUGAUUCGAAGCCGAGAUUGAAGCCGCUUCACUGGGAUAAAGUUCGAGCGACUUCGGAUAGGGAAACUGUGUGGGACCAGCUGAAAUCGAGCUCGUUUCAAUUGAAUGAGGAUAUAAUGGAGUCAUUGUUCGGAUGCAAUUCCGGUAGCUCAACGAAGAAAGACGAUAGCCGGAAACCGGGUACACCUCCGGCAAUGCUGGAAAACCGAGUAUUGGAUCCGAAGAAGUCGCAGAACAUAGCCAUACUUUUAAGAGCAUUGAAUGUAACACAGGAGGAAGUAUCCGAAGCACUUUUGGAAGGAAAUCCGGACAGUUUGGGUGCCGAGCUGUUGGAAACACUUGUGAAAAUGGCGCCGACGAAAGAGGAAGAGAUCAAACUUAAAGAUUACAGAGGUGAUGUAUCAAAGUUAGGAUCCGCAGAAAGGUUCUUGAAGGCGAUCCUCGAUAUCCCGUUUGCGUUUAAACGAGUUGAGGCCAUGCUUUACCGCGCGAAUUUUGAAACGGAAGUGAAAUACUUGCGAUCUUCGUUUCAGACAUUAGAGGUGGCAAGUGAAGAACUGAAGAGCAGUCGGUUAUUUCUUAAACUUCUCGAAGCCGUUCUACGAGCAGGAAACCGUAUGAACGUUGGCACGAAUCGUGGUGAAGCUACAGCGUUUAAGCUAGACACGCUUUUAAAGCUAGUGGAUGUAAAGGGAACCGAUGGAAGAACAACAUUACUUCAUUUUGUUGUGCAAGAAAUCAUUAGAUCAGAAGGCGCAGAUUCCAAUACGAAAUUCGAAUCAAAUCCCGUUUUCAACGAAGCGAUUUUCAAGAAACAAGGGUUACAGAUCGUCAGUGGGCUAAGUCGGGAAUUAAGUCAUGUUAAGAAAGCUGCGGGGAUGGAUGCAGAUGUUCUUCGUGGUUACGUGUCGAAACUUGAACUCGGGUUGCAGAAAAUCCGAUCAGAAGGUGAUGAAUUACACGAUACGGAAAGUACACGAGGAAACUUUUACGGGUCGAUGAGAUUAUUCGUUAAGGAAGCUGAAACAGAGCUUCAAAGGAUCAAGAUGGAUGAACAGAAGGCGUUGGCAUCGGUUAAAGAUGUAACGGAGUAUUUUCAUGGCGAUACGGUUAAAGAGGGUGUGUACCCUUUGAGAAUUUUUAUGAUUGUAAGGGAUUUUUUAGGCAUUUUGGAUCAUGUAUGCAAGGAAGUUGGGCAAAUGCAAGAUAGAAUAAUCGGGGGUUCCGCAAGGUCGUUUAGGGUUCAAACAAGCGCACCGUUGCCGGUUGUGACACGAUACAAGACGCGCCAUAGUAGUAGUUCAGAUGAAGAAAGCUCAUACUCAUCUCCAAGAUAAGAUUUUGGAGGGAAAAUCAUGUUUUAGAUGUACAAAAAUAAGAUCUGUUUUCCUGAUUGUUUUGAGGUUGAAGAAGAAAUGGCUACAAAAUCUACUUAAAGAAGGUAUUGGGAAUUCUUGGAUCUUGGAAUGAGGUAUAGAUUACAUAUGUUUAUUUAAGGGCAUCAUGUUUUAGUUUGAAUUUUUGAGGAUUACUAUUCCUAUUAUUAUUAUUUUAUCAACAGGCAAAUUCUUUUAUGUU